UCCGUUAACUUUUCUUCCCCACCAGCAAAUUAUCAUCAUGACCCUCACAUGCCUAUUACUGUUCUUAAUCCACAUUGUGGUGGUAAAAAAUUCUGAGACUAGUAACAAUGUCCCUGCUGUCAUAGUUUUCGGAGACUCCUCUGUGGAUUCUGGGAACAACAACGCCAUAGCCACUGUUCUCAAGAGCAACUUCAAGCCCUAUGGUCGUGACUUCGAAGGUGGUCGUCCUACGGGACGCUUCUGCAACGGUCGUGUCCCUCCAGAUUUCCUUGCUGAGGCCUUUGGCGUCAAAUCAACCAUUCCUGCAUACUUAGAUCCUGCUUAUACCAUUCAGGAUUUCGCCACCGGUGUUUGCUUUGCCUCUGCUGGAACUGGUUAUGAUAAUGCUACUUCUGCUGUUCUGAACGUGAUACCACUGUGGAAGGAACUAGAGUUCUACAAGGAAUACCAAACCAGAUUGAGAAGCCAUGUUGGUGUAGAAAAAGCCAACGAGAUCAUAAGCGAAGCCUUGUAUUUGAUGAGUCUAGGAACCAACGAUUUUCUUGAGAACUAUUAUGUGUUCCCAACCCGAAGGAUCCACUUCACCGUGUCACAGUAUCAAGAUUUUCUACUGAGUAUUGCUGAGAAUUUUGUGAGGGAAUUGUAUGCACUUGGAGCACGCAAAUUGUCCAUAACUGGUCUUAUUCCCAUAGGGUGUCUACCCUUAGAGAGGGCCACCAACAUUUUGGGGGACCAUGGUUGCAACGAGGAAUACAACAACGUUGCUUUGACCUUCAAUGCCAAGCUGGAGAAUGUGAUAGCAAAGCUUAAUAGAGAACUACCACAGUUGAAAGCUUUGUCGGCAAAUGCAUACUCUAUUGUCAAUGAUAUCAUUACAAGACCUUCUGCUUAUGGAUACGAGGUUGUAGAAAAGGCGUGUUGUUCGACAGGAACGUUUGAGAUGAGCUACUUGUGCAGUGACAAGAGUCCACUUACAUGCACAGAUGCGGAAAAGUAUGUGUUUUGGGAUGCAUUUCAUCCUACUGAAAAGACAAAUCGCAUAGUUUCAAACUAUUUGAUUCCAAAGCUUAAAGCAACCUUUCGAUGAUCAUCAUCAUCAGCACGCAUUACUUUAGAAGAUUGCACAGUCUUGCCUAGAGCAGCAUCAAAAUAUACAGAUAGCUAGGUUUUAUAUUGGGUUCCCAUGCAUACAUGUUCGACAUGUAUACAUUUUAUGUCUUCUGCUAUGGCAAAUAAAUUAACACCUGAAUUGUAGUCAUGUGCACCACUUAGAACCUCGUGUUGUGUUUGGUUUUUUCGCUUUUUAAUUCAUUCAUGUGUGCCUGUUGGCUUUUUCAUUUUA
Molecule: messenger RNA, 1342 nt
Organism: Vigna angularis (adzuki bean)
Lineage: Eukaryota; Viridiplantae; Streptophyta; Magnoliopsida; Fabales; Fabaceae
Product: GDSL esterase/lipase At4g26790
Exons: 3
Coding region: 38-1087 (349 amino acids)
Molecular function (GO): hydrolase activity, acting on ester bonds
Source: RefSeq, a predicted model, not a curated record